GGUGGGCAAUGUGAAAUUUGAUGAGUUAGGAGGAGGAAAAAUUUGUCAAGAAAUUCGUUGUGACUGUCGAAAUUUUGAAAGUUUCGGAAUUUUAUGCGGUCAUGCAAUAAGAAUGCUCCAACAAAUGAAUGUUAUGGAAGUCCCUGAAAAAUAUGUUUUGGGCCGGUAGAGGCUAGAUGCAAAGGGUUGUUCAUCAAAGGAACACAAGGUCAUAGAGGAUGAGGAUGAUCCUAAGUUGGUGAUAGCUAGGCGUUUUAGGAAUCUUUGUCCUAGAAUGGUGAAUUUAGCAGCCCGAUCAUCCGAAUAUGAUGCAGCGUACAAGUUGGUGGAUGAAACUAUCAGAGAUUUGUGCACGAAAGUGGAUAAUAUGAUCAUUGCUUUUGGUGAUUCAAGUAGUGAAGGUCACAUGGAUGUGGAAUUAGAUGUGGUUGAUCCUAAUCUAAAACGAGCGAAGGGCUUUAAGAAAAAAGCCAAUGCAGUGAAGGGUCGGGCUAGACUAAAACCUUGGUGUGAGAGGAUAGCAAAGAGGAAAAAAGUUGUCUCACGAUCUCGCCUUAGUCAGGACCCUGCAAGUGUACCUAUUCCAUCUAAAGAUCAGCCACAAGAUGAGAUAUCCUAUUUUCCACAAAUGGCGCCGUCAUCCUCCCAAGCAUCUUAUAUUCCACAGUUUUCUCAGAUAUUUGAUGUACAUAAUUUUUCAGAACAAAGUUAACUAACUUUUCUUAUUCUAAUGCAUUUUCCGACUUUUUCUAGGGAAUAGCAUUUGAGCAAGUGGGGCACACUUUCAUGAAUGAAGCAAGUCACAAUGGAAGCGAGACCAAGCCAUUCUUCACUAAUGAUAGUUUUCUUGAUUUGUUAUGCAAUUCGCAACCAUCCGAUUUGGCUUAUAUGUAAUGUAUGGGGUAGUUUAUUUUGUUAACGCUGAACUCGUACAAUUUUUUUGGGGUGUCUACGGGAUUUAUCCUUUUUGUGGAUUUCAAGUUAUUUUGUGAAUGGUUGUUGAACAUACUUCGAGCGAAUAGACGUAUUUGGCCGAGGUUUAUGUGAUUUGCAAUGAAUACGGAG
Molecule: messenger RNA, 1065 nt
Organism: Rhododendron vialii
Lineage: Eukaryota; Viridiplantae; Streptophyta; Magnoliopsida; Ericales; Ericaceae
Exons: 3
Coding region: 275-712 (145 amino acids)
Source: RefSeq, a predicted model, not a curated record